CUUGCCUUAUUGGUUGCAGUCAUAUUUAUUCUUGCAAACGAAACACAAGAACUUUUUGGACGAACCAGUUUGUUAAUAGCAGUCGUUGUCAUCUUUUAUUUUCCUGUCAGAACUAUAGGUAUUCAAACAGAAGCAGUAAUAUUAGGUACACUAGGUGCAUUAAUAGCAGCAGCUUGGAGUUUCUUGGGAACUUUCCUCGCAAGCCUUGCCCGUAGCAAGUCGAACCCUAAUCCAAUUCAACCUGGUGCUUGUGCUAUCUUGGCUGUCUUUUUAUUUAUCGGCACAUUCAUUGUAAACCUGGUUCGAAUAAAAGUGCCUAAA
Molecule: messenger RNA, 321 nt
Organism: Gilbertella persicaria
Lineage: Eukaryota; Fungi; Mucoromycota; Mucoromycetes; Mucorales; Choanephoraceae
Exons: 1
Source: RefSeq, a predicted model, not a curated record